Molecule: messenger RNA, 7121 nt
Organism: Polistes dominula (European paper wasp)
Lineage: Eukaryota; Metazoa; Arthropoda; Insecta; Hymenoptera; Vespidae
Gene: Root
Product: ciliary rootlet coiled-coil, rootletin
Source: RefSeq, a predicted model, not a curated record
GCGACGCUUAGUAAAAGCCGACCGUCCGUGGCAAACGCAACCGCACCCUGUUGUCGAUCCCCCAAAGAGAACAUCGAACAUCGAAAAGGGGAGCCAAGAACUUUACACUGCCAUUCACGAUUCAAAGUUUGACUAUUUCAAAAUAUCUAACAUCUUCACCAACAUAUUUUUGCCAACAUGCCACGGACAUUACCUAAAAGUACCGGACAAUUAACAUCCAGAGGACCGAUGGAAAGAAGGAGACCGCCAUUACUCAAAGGAACAAGUAAAAUAAAAGAGUCUGAACGUAAAGCUAGUAAAAUGGAUCCCACAUAUAGUACAGUCAGUUGUCCUGAGGAUGACGAAGAAACACUUUCACCGGAAGCUUUAGUAAGACAAAAUUAUGAAUUGAGACAUCGAUUGGAAGAAGAAGCGGCAUGUUACAAAAGACGUUUAGAUACAUAUCGUCAAGCUCAGCAACAUCAAGCCGCUCUUGUUUCUCGUUUACAAGCUAAAGUUUUACAGUAUAAACAAAGAUGCUCAGAAUUAGAAAAUGUUAUGGCUGAAACUGCUGCGAUAGACAAUAGUAAAUUACCUAUUCAACCGCAAAGUACAUCUGCAUUAGAUGUCGCACACCAAACGCUUAGAGAAAUGCGCGAAGAGCAAAUUCAUGAUUUAGAUACCGCAUUAAAUAAACUUGCAGAAGAACGUAAAAAAUGUGAAAAAUUAUUAGAACUAAAUACAUCUUUGAAAGAUCAACUGGAAGAGACUAGUCAAACUAAUGAAGCUUUAACAAACGAUCUUCAAAAACUUAGUAAUGAUUGGGACGUUUUACGAGAAGAAUUGACCAUAAAAGAAGAAGAAUGGAAAGAAGAAGAACAAGCUUUUAACGAUUACUAUACUUCUGAACAUAACAGAUUGUUAAAUCUUUGGCGAGACGUUGUAUCUGUAAAAAGACUAUUCGCAGAUAUUAAAUCUUCUACAGAUAGAGAUUUAUCAAAAUUAAGUAAUCAAAUAACAUCUACUACUAACGAUAUUGUCUCCACUUGUAAUAAUACAAGUAUUUUUAUGAAGAUGCAAGCAAAUUUAAUUCAACCAUCGGUCGCUCAGCAAAUUCAUGAAUCGCAGAUAGUAAUGGAAAUGAAGUCAGAAAUGGGAUCGCUAAAACAACAGUAUGAUGUUGCACAAAAUGAAAUCCGAAUGAAAGAUGACAGAAUUAAUCAAUUGAUCCGUGAAAUACAUGCACUGGAAGAAAGAUGCGGAGAAGCAGAAGCACAAACAAACAAUAUAACACGUAUGCAAGAAGACAUAGAAGUUUUGCAAAAUGCGUUACGGGAUAUAGCUCAUACUGUUAUUCAAGAUGCUGAGACACGUGAUAGUGAAAAUACGCAACCUCCUCCUCAUGUUCAUUUGUCACCUACUGGACCAAUUCCUCAAAGAUCACCAAGGCGAGGAGGGAGAGCUAAUACCAUUCCAGCUUUCGCAGAGAGUACUAUCAGUGCUGUUCAAGCUGCAUUACAUAAAUAUCAGUUAACGAUACAUGAUCUACAAGUAAAGUUACAAACUCAUAAAGAACAAUUAUCAUCAUUCCGUAAACAAAGUGAAAAUGCUGAAGAAAAUGUUCGAACUUUGCAAGUUAAAGUUACAGAACUUGUUGAGGAAUUGGAUUCAACGCGUUCUCAGUGUACACAACUUGUACAAGAGAAAGAAGUUUUACAAAAAAAUUUAGAUACUAUUAAAAUGGAGAAAAAUGUAUUAGAAAAAAAUAGAAUGGAAAUUAAUGCUAUGGUUGAAACAUUAAAUGCGGAUUAUGACAAAAUACAAAAGGCAAAUAAUAAAUUACAAAAAAUGUGUGACAGUUUAGAAGAUGAUAAAUUGUAUCUUCAAGGCGAAUUGGAAAGAUUAUCAAAAGAUGCGGAAUUACGCGAAUUAAGUCUUCGUUCAGAAGAAAACAGAUGCAGCAAAAUGAGAGAAGAGCUUUUAACGUUACAAGAAGAAUUAAAUAAAACGUACUUAAAAAAGGAUAUGCUAGAACAACAAAAAUUAGAGACAGAUGCAUUGAUUUCACAAAUAGAGAAAAGUAAAGGAGAUCUUGAGUUAGAAUUAGAGCACUUGUUAUUAGAAAAAUCUGAUUUAAAGGAAGUAUUGUUAAAAUUAGAGUCAGUUUGUUCAAAUCAUGAACAAGAUAAACAAAGAUUGCAAGAAGAAUUAAAAAAGACUACAGAAGAGAAAAAUAAACUUGCUAAUCAAUGUACGGAUCAACAAGGAGAUUUAGGUUCCUUAAGAAAAGAAUUAUUACAAGCAGAACAAACGCGCUUAGAUUUGGAAUCCGAUAAAGUUACACUUAAUGAAAAAGUUAAAUUUUUAGAAAUUGAAAAAGAGAAAAUAGAAAUGGAAUUGAGUCAAGUAACUCGUGAACGCAGUGAUUUAAGUAAUCAGCUUUCUGUACUUGCACGAAAAAAAGAAACGUUGAACGAAGAAUUAAUGAGAGUUAGACAGAGAUUAGAACAAGCUAAUGAAAUGAAUUCAAGAAUCAAUAGAAGUUUGGAAGAUCUUGUAAAAGAUAACGAAGAAAAACAAGUACUCUUAGAAACAAAUGAGAAAGAACUUCAAAGAUUACAAGAACAAAUAGCUUCGAUACGUUCUGAGAAAGAAACUUUGGAAGGAGUUUUAUACGAUACUCAAACUAAUUUGGAAUCAACGCAUAUAAAAAAGUCUCAAUUAGAAAAAGAGCAAAAAGAAUUGUUAAUAAAACAAGAAACUUUGAAAGGACAUAUCGGAAGAUUAUCUAAGGAUUUGGAAAAUAGUCAAAAGCAAUCACAAGAUAUCAAACAAGCUUUAGCACAACAAUGCUGUGACCAAGAAGCCAAUUUUCAACAAGCUCUCUUCAAUUUAAAAAAACAGAAUGAAGAAAACGUCAAAAAAUUGAACGAAGAGAAGGAACAAUUGAAGGUAACGUUAGAAAAAAGACUGCAGCAAUCUUUGUCACAACUCGGUGGAGAAAAAAAUGACGAAAUUAAUCAAUUGCAACAACGAGUUCAGGAAUUACAACAGCAUAUUGAAAAUUUAUGUCAACAGCACGAAGAAGUUUUACUCAGAGCUGAAAACGAUAAACAGCAAGCUCUUUUAAUUGCUCAUCAUGAUCAACAAGCAUUGAUGGAGAAAUUAGAGAACGCCUUGCGCGAAUUGGAAGAAGAAAAGGGAAACUUAGAACGUUUGAAAAGAGAUACCACAAUCCGUAGCGAACAAGAUCGUAAUAAUCUUAAUCAAUUACGUGAUAAUUUGAAUCGUUUUAAAACAAAAUUAGAUGAAACGAAAUUGAAGGGAGAUGAAGAUAAAUUGAAGCUCGAAUUAAAGAUCGAAGAACUUUUGAAAGAACGCGAAUCCGUUCAAAAAGAAUCAGAGGAACUCAGAGUUCAAUUACAUAUGGCCGAAGAUAAAUUGGAUGGGCUUCAUAAUCAGUUGCAUGAAACUGUUAGAAAAUUGAAAGACUAUGAAAAUGUUAAUGAUACGUUACGUAAAGAAUUAGUGGACGUUAGACGACAAUUAACAGAUUCAACAUUUGAAAAAGAAAAAUAUAAUACAAGUAAUAAAGAAUUGAGAGAACAUAUUAAACGUAUUGAAGGUGAGAAACGUGAACAAGGAAGAGCUUUAGAAGAAACGUAUCAAAAAAUUGCAGCAUUAGAGGAUGCAAAAACAGGAAUGGAAACGGAAAGAUCUCGUCUUCAAGCUCAAUUUCGAGAUAUGGAACGUGAUUUGAUACAAGUGCAACAACAACUUCGUCUUACUCAAGAUGAGUUACAAAAAUCUACUGAAAAUAAUGCACAGGCACAGAAUAAUGAAAAAGAGUUACAAGCUAGAUUAGCAAAUGAAACGGAAGAAAGGGAACGUUUACAACUUCAAUUACAUCAAGUUAAAAAACAGGUAUUGGAUUUGGAUAAUAGUUUAGAAGUAACCAGACAAGAAUUAGGUAAAUUACGAUCACGUUCAGAUGAAGAGGAUGAAAGAUGGAGAUCACGCGAACAAGAAUUAUUAUUACGAUUGGAAGAUAGUCGUUGUCGUGAAAGAAAACUCGAAGAUCAAAAGCACAAUUUAGAAGUUUGCUUAGCUGAUGCUUCUCAACAGAUUCAAGAACUUAAGGCACGUCUUGGAGGAUCUGAAGGAAGAGUAAGAGCUUUAGAUGCACAAUUAUCUCAAUUAGAAGUUGCUAAAAAAGAAGUGGAACAAAAACUAAGUAGCAUUGGUUUAACGUUGCGUCGUAUCGCUGGUAUUCAAAUGGACGGUUCUGUAAAUAUGCCUUUUAAAUUGAUGAGCCCAUCGAGGAGAUGGAGUCCUGCGAGAGGACACGAACACGGUGAUUCUAGUAAAGAUAUUGUGAUCGAUGUUGAUCCAGAAGCUGUAAGAAGAGGCAUGAGAUCUCUUAUGCAACAAGUAGCUCAAAUUGAACGUGAAAGAGAUGAUUAUAAAACGGAAUUGUCCAGUGUAAAAACACAACUUACCGAGUAUCAAGAAAAUCAAAAUAAAGUGGAUGAAAGAUUAAAUAAUUUAUUAUCAAGUAUCAGGACAAUGCAAGAAGAAAAAAAUUCUUUGGAAGCUAGAAUAUCCCAGAGAGAAACAAGUCAUCAAAGUCAAAUGGAUAUUUUGCAACAGAAAACGGAUGAGUGUGAUCAGCUUCGUGAAAAAGUUAUAAGUCUUGAAAUGAUUGUUAAUUCUGAUACAGAAGAAAAGAAUUUAUAUGAAGAAAAACUAGAAAAGAUGAAACAAACGUUGAACAGAAUGGAAAAUGAAAGACGUAAUUUACAAGAAGAACUCAGUAAAAGUGAAGCUCGUGCUACUAAAUUGGAAUUACAAAGAAUGUCAUUAGAUGGAGAUCUUCAAAGAUUACAAAUGAUGCUGCAAGAGAGGGAAGCAAAUGUUCAGAAAUUACAAGAUCGAUGUGAAUCACAAAAUCGUACGACUGCUGGUUUAGAAGAACGUUGUGCGUCUUUAAAAUCUACGAUAGAACAAUUGAAUCUUGCAUUGGAAAAAUCAUUUAACACGGAAAGUGAAUUGAAAAAUGAAAUUAAUCUUUUGCAACGUAAUCUCAUGGAAUCUACUACCUGUUCUCAAAGUAAUAAUGAAAAAUUGAAACAGUUGCAGAAACAACUUUCCAAUACUGAAAAUGAACGCAGAGUUAUGGCUGAACGUUUGGAUUCUGUUCAACAAUCUUUAAGUGAUUUAAGACACAUGAAUCAAAAUCUUCAAGAUCAAGUAGCCAGAUUGCAAACUGAAUUAGCUAAUAACGAAGUCCAACGAUCAGGAUUAGAAGCACAAUUGAGAUUAACUAAAUGGCCACAAGAAGGAAGUGCAGAUAAAGAUGAAGAUUUGAUGAGACAAUUACAAAUUAUUCAACGAGAAAAAAGUGAAAUGCGAGGAAAAUUAGACACACUUAACGAUAAGGUGAAGUUAUUAGAAACCGAAAAACGUAGUCUAGAAACUCAAGUAUCAACUUUAAAAUCAGUUGGUACACGUAGUAAAAGUUAUGAACGUCCCGAGAAGGCACAUAUCGAAUUAUUAGGAAGUUCUUACAGUUUUGACAAUUUAGAGCAAGAAAAUAGAGAAUUGAGAUUAAAGAUUCGAAGAUUAGAAACACAAUUGGCAGAGAAGGAAGCUGAACUUAUAAGAACUAAAUCUGUCUACACGCAUUCGCAUUCUGCAUUAGAAUCUAGUAGAGACAGAACAGGAGAAAUAGAACGAUUAAGAGCAGCUCAACUACAAGCUGAAAAGUUAUUAGAAGCGAGAGAACAAAGUCAUCGUCAACAAAUUAUACGUCUUGAAAAUCAGAUUCAAUUAUUGCGAGAGCAAUUAAAUCAAGAAAUUAAGAGACGUCAAUUAUACGUUCUUAGAAGUUCAAGAGCUGGUAGAGAAAUGCAACAAUUAAGACAAGCGUUGGGUGAUUCUUUAAGAACUGUAGCACAAGAUCCAUCUCUCGAUGCAGUACUUUUAGAACACGAAGCUCGUAAACUAGAUAAUACUCUGACGAGUACAACUAGUUUACCGCCAUCAUUGGCAUUAGCUCCAUCAUCAGCGUAUGAUAGAUCUUCCACUCCAUCGCGAUUAGAAAAAACAUAAAUUUUGACUGAACAAAAGUAACAAAAAAAAAAAAAAUCAACUGCCAUUGUUCAAGAGAAUAUAUUCAGGGGAAAUAGUAUAAUGAUCUUUCAUAUAUAUGUAACUGUUGUUUGAUAUUCUCACAAAUAUUUAGUCGUAAUUAGAUUUAGAUUUAGAAUGUAAUAUCCAUUGAUAGUGCUUACAUUCUGUUUAGGCCAUUUAUAUCUUAACAAUGAAUAUCAUCUUAUUGGUAUUCUAUCAUCUUUAAGUAUAAUGAUUCUUAAGUGAACAAAUUUUAUUUACAAUUAGAUGAACGUCACUUUUAUAAAAUGAAUUUCAUAUAAUAUUAUACUUCCACGAAAACUGGGUUAAAAGUUACGUUAUAAACGAUAGAAAAUAUUAGGUCUCAAAUCAAGUGUUUUUGAAAAAUAUAUACACAUAUAUAUGGUUUGUCGUAAGUUACAAACAUAUUAGAAUUAACAGAAUGCUAUUAUCGUUCGCUGAGAUCAAGAUUUUUAUAGCAUUAUUUAUAUUAUUACAAUUUUUUAAUUUAUGUACUUAUAUACAAAAAUUAUAUUAGAUCAAAAAGUUUUUAUAAAUGUGAUAGAUGGGACAUGGAAGCUCAUCGUAACGUUUAACCGUCCAACAGUUGUAUUCUUAAUAUAUUUACAAUUUAUAAUAUAUAUUACUAUUUAAUCAUUAAUUUUUAUUUGAAAAUAUUUAAAAACAUUGAAAACUUAUUAAAAUUUUAAAAAAAUCAUGUAGGAGUUUAUAAUAUGUCAAAAGAGGGCAGUGCCUACAACAGAAUAUACCAUAACAGUAAGAAUUAAAAUGCUAUGUUUAGUCUCUAAUCGAGACUAAACAGUUACCAAACAAAAGCAUUGUAGAAGAUUGCUUCUGAUUAUAUAUUAGGUGAAAAUUAGGGUAUUUUACACUAGGAAAAUACUACAAGUGAAAAUGUAGAUUGCAAAGAAUGGAUUGUGUCUGUUCUUUAUAAUUAAGAAUAUAGACAUUCAGUCCAGAGAUGGAAGAAUAAAUCUAGUUCGUUUAAA